AUUUUUUAAGACCAUUAUAUUACCUUACAUAUUUAUGUUUCAGGACAGUUUGUAGGAGUAGACCAACCUAAUAGAUGUCAUUAUAAACUGGUUUCUAAAAAAGUUACUCGUAACGAUACUCGUAAUGAUACUCGUAACGAUACUCGUAAAGAUACUCGUACGAAUGGAAGUUUAAGAAGUGGCAGAACUAAGCCAUUUAAUAAAAUAUUAAAACUAGAAAAGAAAAUGAGACCAAACAGACAUUUGGUUGUUCAUUAUUCUCGUAAAACGAAUAAAGAAAAACAGGAUCUAGAUAAGAAAGAUGUUAAAAAACAGGGCAGUGAAAAGAAAAAGUUAAACAAAAUUGCUCGCCACAAAAACAAUAAGGCAAAAUGUAAGACAGGUAGAAAGGGAAAAUCAAAGGUGAACCGUAAACUUCGCAAAAAGAAUAGACAUGCGAAAAGAAACAAGAAAUUAAAACAGAGGCGAAGACGAGGACAGAAGAGAAACAGAGCUAAUCUAUCAAGACAAAACCGUUCAAAGAAUACAAUAAAACGUGGUGGUGUCGUAACUACAACGUUGAAACCAGUGUGCACGUGGCGCUAUAUCUGCAAGGAACCAGGCAACUUGGAUAGCUGUCGGCUACACACCUCGUGCCUAACUGAAAACAGCAACAUCCCCAAAAUUGACAAUGAAUAUCCGGACCACAAAGGGAAAGAAUAUAACCAGAUAGUAACGAAUUUUAGAAAAAUGCUGGGCAUUACAGCAUUGGAUGAGGAAGUUGAAAAAAUAAUUGAACAACAUGUGCUUCUAGUGAAACCAGAAAACAUAAACGGAAUUGAAAAGAUUGAAACCCUUGAACAGUAUUUCAAUAAUAUCAUGAUAGCUCAGCAUCACACAACUCCUGCCUACACAGGCGAUACAACUGAGGAGGAAAAGCGACAUAUAUAUACCUUUCCUAUGGAAGGACAACAGACAACACCACCCGUCGACGUCGUUAAGCCACAAAUUUACACUUUCGAGCCCAUGAGUGAAGACACAAAUUAUGAGGGUGCACUUAAAUCCGGAAACAAUAAAAAAGCUAGACGCACAACUGAAGGAAAAUUAAGAGUAGGGCCAAAAUCUACUCCGCCUACUAGUAGCCUGCUACUAGUAUCAAAGGUGACAAAGAAAAUUCAUUAAAAUAUAUUUUACGAA
Molecule: messenger RNA, 1176 nt
Organism: Helicoverpa armigera (cotton bollworm)
Lineage: Eukaryota; Metazoa; Arthropoda; Insecta; Lepidoptera; Noctuidae
Exons: 15
Coding region: 226-1161 (311 amino acids)
Source: RefSeq, a predicted model, not a curated record